Phoenix dactylifera (date palm) is the source of this 1588-nucleotide messenger RNA. RefSeq names its product E3 ubiquitin-protein ligase At3g02290. The record is from RefSeq and is a predicted model, not a curated record. Gene Ontology annotation, molecular function: ubiquitin-protein transferase activity. Lineage: Eukaryota; Viridiplantae; Streptophyta; Magnoliopsida; Arecales; Arecaceae.
GCUCUUUUUUUUUUUUUUUUUAUUGGUCUUUCCUUUUUCCGCUCUUUUUCUUCGGCGAUAAAUCCGAAGGGUUUAAGGAGUUUCGAUUCGAGAAAAUCUUCCGAUUUUAUCGACCUCGAUUGCGCUUAUCUUCUGGUAUUCUUCGAUUCCUCCACGUUUUCUUCUCGUUGAGGCACCUUUCUUCUCUCUCUGUCUCUCGCCUCUGUCUCGACUCGGGGAUGAGAAGAGACGAAGUGGGUUUUGGUAUGAGGCUCUGUUUCGAAUUUUCUGAUUUGGUUUCGAGUUUUGGAAGGGAUUUUUGAUUAUUUUGCUGGGGAUUUCGUAGGGAUUUACGUUUGAAAGAUAGUGAGUGAAAGGAGAGGGGUUUCAGGCUCAAAUCUGUGAGCGGAGCUCCUCUCUCAUACGAAGUUUGAGUCUGCUUUAUUACUACAGAAAGAAGUAGCUUGCUUUUUGGGAUUGCAGGUUGUUGUCUUUUAGUUUGUACUCCGGAGAAUUACUACCAGAGGUUAAUCUGAAACAAGAAAGGAAACCGUUAUUAUGGGUUCUGUUUUUGGCUGUUUGCGCCCCGAUGAUCAUGAAGAAAAUGAAAAUCCCAAUACUCCUGUCUGCUCCAGCUGCUUUUCUCAGCAGAUUAUAAAUGUGUACAUUGCAUUAUUUCGAAGAGAACAAGCACGUGUUUCCCCUUCAUCUGAGCAGGCGGCAACUCCUUCAGCCUCUACAUCUCUCACUGAAGAAAAUUCCAUAGUUGAUACUUAUCAUCCUCCUCCAAGGCCUUUACCUUUUGACGAUCCUAGAUGUUCCCAGUUACGGCAUCAGCAUGGGCGUGUGUCAAGGUGCGAUAAGGGAUCGGCUCAUUUCCAUGAGGUUUCUCACCCACUCAGACGCAUCAAUGAUACUGACAAAGAAUCAAUAGGCACAACAAAAUUGUGGGGUAGAUCUGACUAUGAAGGGGGAUCUAAGAUAUGCUGCCCUGAGUCUUCACUGGAUCACCUGUCAACAAAAGUGGCAAGUGCAGCUAUAUAUGUUGAUUCUUCAUCUGAAGAUGAAGAUGUGUGUCCAACUUGCCUUGAAGAGUACACAUCUGAGAACCCAAGGAUCAUACUGCAGUGCACUCAUCAUUUCCACCUCUGUUGUAUAUAUGAUUGGAUGGAGAGAAGUGAAGCCUGUCCAGUCUGUGGCAAGGUGAUGGUUUUCAAUGAAAUGACAUGAUCUCCGGUUGUAGAUCUCACUCUUGUGUGAUGGCUUGGAGGUUAACUUUAUAAAGCAUAAAUUUCUUGGGAGGAUGCAGGUGAAGUCAUCAAAAUACAGGCCAAAGAUUGUCUUAGUUCGUGUCAUAGGUUUAUUUUUACAUUGAAUCUGUUAUUGGUAUGAUUUUUUUUAAAGUUGAUUUAUUUUAGAAAAGCCUGACUUGCUGGUAGAGCAGUCACAUCGGUAAGUUGAUACUUGGACUUGAGUUUUCUUUCUUUUCUUUUCCUAGUAUUAUGAUUUAUUUUUGUUGAUAAACCGGAUGGAUCUCACCUAUCAAGUGUGAAUAUAUCCCACAAAGUUAGAAAAUAAAGUAUCACGAAACUGUGAAGGUAAAUUAGAA